AUGGAGCUGAUGUUGCUCGGUGACCUGGCUACCUAUCUCCGCCAGCGGAUGGCCCAUCAGGAUUAUCAUGAGGGUUCUGUUGCCCCUCACUUGGCUGUACGCUGGGCAGCCGAAAUCGCCGAUGGUAUGGCCUACCUGUCUUCGAAGCGCUACGUCCACCGAGAUCUGGCUGCCAGGAACUGUCUGGUCGGAGCCGACAUGACAAUCAAAAUUGGUGGUAAGCAGGCACUUUGGCUUUUCUUAUUUUUGUGA
This is a messenger RNA of Protopolystoma xenopodis, 252 nucleotides long. NCBI's taxonomy places the organism in Eukaryota, Metazoa, Platyhelminthes, Monogenea, Polystomatidea, Polystomatidae. The record is from the annotation of a GenBank genome assembly.